Messenger RNA from Coniosporium apollinis CBS 100218, 486 nucleotides. RefSeq lists its product as uncharacterized. The record is from RefSeq and is a predicted model, not a curated record. Bases 1 to 486 code for a protein of 161 amino acids. Lineage: Eukaryota; Fungi; Ascomycota; Dothideomycetes. The transcript is spliced from 2 exons.
AUGACGAGCACCACUUCAUCACCGCCGCCCAUAACUCACAUUCUCGAAACAUGUCUCUAUGUCCGCUCUAUAACCAAGUCGGUAGAUUUCUACAAGAGCGUCCUUGGUCUAGACCCGUUCUUGGAAACGCCACGCAUCUCCGGCUUCGCUCUCGGCUCUACAACACUUUUGCUCUUCCAGCUUGGCCUCACGGCUGAGGACGUGACACUACCUUCCGGUGGCUGCAUUCCCGGCCACGGACCGUCACAAAGCAUUGUCGGCAUGCUGUAUACGGAGUCCGAGCCAAAGCAGUAUUUGAAGCAGCACUUCUGUCUCGCAGUCAAGGACAGAGAGGAUGUGGCUAAAUGGGAAGAGGCGCUGAAAGAGAGAGGUGUACAGAUCACAGGGACCGUGGACUGGGAGAAAGGCGGAAGGAGCGUAUACUUCGCCGACCCAGAUGGGCAUGUUGGGGAGAUUGGAAGUCGGGGGAUUUGGAAUCACUAUUGA